Molecule: messenger RNA, 719 nt
Organism: Chara braunii
Lineage: Eukaryota; Viridiplantae; Streptophyta; Charophyceae; Charales; Characeae
Source: the annotation of a GenBank genome assembly
GGACUGGUAUCUCCACCGUUGUUGAAAAUAACACCUUUGUGCUGUUUUGGUUGUUAUUGCUGUUGACGUCAUCUUUGACUAUGUUGUUGUUGUUGUUGUUGCUGAUAUUGUUGUUGUUGUUGCUGGCCUCGCUGCCGUAUCAUGAUUUUCACUCCCCACCCCCUUGUCAUCGUUGGUGAUGAUGUUGUUAUCGGUUGCUGUUGUUGUUGAUGUCGCAACUGUUGAUGUUGUCAUCAUCGCCGCUGCGGACGCCGUCACCGCCGCCGAUGUUGCCGCCAUUGUUGGUGAUGAUGGCGCUGCCACAUUUGUUGUUCUUGUUGUUAUUGCUGCCGAUAUUGCUGAUAUUGGUAUUGUGGUGGUUGUUGAUGUCACCAUUGUCACCUUCGUCGCUGUCUACUCGUCUUUCGUUUCGUUCCCGCCCGCCGUCGUGAUCCACUUGCAAUCUGCAACCUUCUCGCUCAUCUCACCCAUCUCCUGCCGAUCCUCCAGCAGAUUGCGCAGGUUGCGACCUUUUGUAGAAAGUGCUUUUCAGGCCCCCAUCUUAUCAUCCACCCCUGUCCAAUCGAUGUACUCUUCGAGCCGGGGAUCCGGCUCCUCCUCCAGCUCCCACAUGAUCUCCUACAUGUCCUGAUCCAGCCUUCCAACCACUGAGACAGAGAGGUCCCCCCCCUUCGACCUCUGAAGACAGUGCCGUCACAAUCGACUGCAGCCGCAAACAU